Molecule: messenger RNA, 1446 nt
Organism: Anopheles maculipalpis
Lineage: Eukaryota; Metazoa; Arthropoda; Insecta; Diptera; Culicidae
Product: zinc finger protein 180-like
Exons: 3
Coding region: 1-1446 (481 amino acids)
Biological process (GO): regulation of transcription by RNA polymerase II
Cellular component (GO): nucleus
Molecular function (GO): DNA-binding transcription factor activity, RNA polymerase II-specific; RNA polymerase II transcription regulatory region sequence-specific DNA binding; zinc ion binding
Source: RefSeq, a predicted model, not a curated record
AUGUGUACAGUUCUCAGCGAAGCGGGUUCUAAAAAAUGCAUUAUUUGUCUGCAGUACGCCCCGACACUGGUUCCCCUGAAUACGGAAGUUGACGUCGAUGGUGUUACGAUGAACUGUGAAACUAUGUACGCUAAAUUCACCGGCAUUCAGCAUGAAACCGAGACACUCGCCAAAGAGCGCUUGCUGAAUCUCUGUUUGGCUUGUCUAACGCAACUAAAUUCUUGUUACUUAUUUCAAAAACAAGCAAUCGAAUCAGCGGAAAGAAUAUUUGCAACCAUCACAAAAUUGGAACUGCAGCUAACGGUUGAUAAGGAUAAUCUCUCAUGCUCGUACCUCAACUCACCCACCCAACAAACAGACAAACAGACUGAAAAUAGUAUUUAUGUAGAUGAGGAGAACGUAACUGAAGAGAUAGAUCUGGAUCACAAUGAUGCAUCACCAGUCGAUCAGUUCGUACAAGAGCCAGCGCAAGAUGUCUUAGAGCCAGAGCUAGAAGAACAAGUUGCUGAAGAAUCCACCGAUUCGAUCGAACCAGACACACCACUGCAAGAGGCUGAGCAGCACAACGAACAAACUGUGCCGGAAGAAAGCAAAUCUUCCUGCAGCGAAUGUACACACCUGAAAAGUAAUGCCAUCUGCUUUCGAAAACACUUUAUGCGAGCGCACUGCCACGUACAGGCAGGAGACAAACGGUACCGGUGCACCAUCUGCUUUGGACAGUUUCAAAGCAUGCGAUCCUUCAUACGGCACACACGCACCCAUCAAGGAACGAGGAAGUACGCGUGUCAGUUCUGUCCCAAGUCGUUCCACUACGCUCACCAUUUGCAGGCCCACGAGCGCAUCCAUACGAAGGAAAAACCUUUCGUGUGUGAAAAAUGUAACAAAGCAUUCAUUUCUAAGGUACGUUUAAGCACACACGAAGAUACACACCGGGCCGAGCGGGCGUUCGAGUGUGAGGUGUGCCGGGCAAGGUUGAAAACACGGCAGAAUUUGUACAAACACAGUCUCAUCAAGCACGACCGGCCGGUGGCAAAGUUUCAAUCGUUCAAGUGCGAACAGUGUGAUAAGGUACUGAGAUCGCAAUCGGCCGUUACCUAUCACAAGCAGCAUCCAUGUGGGUCGACAGUUCGGAAUCAGCAAGAACAGCUUACCGUGGAACAGAAAGUCCUUCAUCGAGACGGUAACCAUCCUAGGAAAUAUGCUUGUGGCGUAUGUGGCUUACUAUUUAACCAAAAAAUCGAACUCAACCGACACACGCUCAUUCACGAAGGAUCAUUACCGUAUCUGUGCGACGUUUGCGAUCGUCCGUUCCGACAGAAGGGAACACUGACGACACAUAUGCGUACCCACACCGAUGAAAAACCGUACGAAUGUACGCAGUGUACAGCUCGUUUUCGAUCCGCUGCUUCUAGACGCUCGCACAUUAUGAGACAGCAUGCACCGUAG